AUGUCUCAGGUGUACACAACAAUGUCUGUGGUGCCACAGUUGAACACGGCACUGCUUUUGAUGCCACAGGUGUACCGGACACUGAUUAUUGUGCAAAAGGUGUACACGACACUGUUUAUGGUGCCAAAGGUGCACACUACACUCCGUAUGGUGCCACAGGUGUACAUGGCACUGCUUUUGGUGCCACAGGAGUACUCAACAAUGCUUAUGGUGACAGGUUCACACGGCACUGCUUAUAGUGCCACAGAUAUGAAUGACACUGCAUAUGGUGCCACAGAUAUACUUGCCACUGAUAAUGGUGCCACAUGUGUACUCGUCACUGCUCUUGGUGCCACAGGUGUACUCGUCACUGCUCUUGGUGCCACAGGUGUACAUGACACUGAUUAUGGUGUCAUUGGUGUUCACUUCACUGCCUAUGGUGCCGCAGGUGCAGACGAAACUGCUUAUUGUGCCACAGAUGUACAUCAGGACACUGAUUAUGUUGCCACAGGUGUUCACGACACUGCUCAUAGUGCCACAGGUGUACACGACACUGCUUAUGGGACCACAGGUGUACACUACACUGCUUAUGGUGCCACAGGUGUUCACGACACUGCUCAUAGUGCCACAGGUGUACACUACACUGCUUAUGGUGCCACAGGUGUUCACGACACUGCUCAUAGUGCCACAGGUGUACACUACACUGCUUAUGGUGCCACAGGUGUUCACGACACUGCUCAUAGUGCCACAGGUGUUCACGACACUGCUUAUGGUGCCACAGGUGUUCACGACACUGCUUAUAAUGCCACAGGUGUACACGACACUGCUUAUGGUGCCACAGGUGUACACGACACUGAUUAUGGUGCCACAGGUGUUCACGACACUGCUUAUAAUGCCACAGGUGUACACGACACUGCUUAUGGUGCCACAGGUGUACACGACACUGAUUAUGGUGCCACAGGUGUUCACGACACUGAUUAUGGUACCACAGGUGUACACGACACUGAUUAUGGUGCCACAUGUGUACACGACACUGCUUAUAGUGCCACAGGUGUUCACGACACUGCUUAUGGUGCCACAGGUGUUCACGACACUGCUUAUGGUGCCACAGGUGUACACGACACUGAUUAUGGUGCCACAGGUGUACACGGCACUGCGUAUGGUGUCAAAGGUGUAUACGGCACUGCGUAUGGUGCCACAUGUUUAUACGACAUUGCUUAUGGUGUCACAGGGGUGGAUGGCUGGGGAUUUAGAAAUUAUUAA
Procambarus clarkii (red swamp crayfish) is the source of this 1242-nucleotide messenger RNA. The record is from RefSeq and is a predicted model, not a curated record. Lineage: Eukaryota; Metazoa; Arthropoda; Malacostraca; Decapoda; Cambaridae.